AUGACAUUUUGCCUUUUUAUGACGUGCGUGAAGUGAGAGUGGAUGGACACGACUACGAAUUCAUUUCUUCGAUUUCGGCUGCGUACGGCUGUGAAAUUAUAUUUAGUGCAACGAUCACGAUUCACAUGAUAGAAAUUACCAAAUAUACUAACACAAAACACUACAUCGAAGGCGUCGUGACUUAGAUACCGCUCUCUGGCAAAAUGGGUAAAGCUAAGAAGGGAAAGAAGAACCCUACUGCGGACGACGGCGACAGUGAUGUGGAAACCACAAACAUCAAUAACGCGAAGCCGGCACAGAAGGGAAAAAUCAUAUCCCAAGAUACAGAUGAUAGUGAAGACGAAAAACCGAAAGCGAAGGCAAAACAUAAAAAAUCUGUUGAAGAGGAUGUCAAGGAAGUCACAAAAAAUAUUAAGAAUGUUUCAAUCGCAAACAAAUCUCAAAAGAAAAAGGUUGAUGUGAGUAGUGAAGAUGAAUCUGAGGAGGAGAUAGAACGAAAGCCAAAGAAAGGAAAGAAGAAGGAAGAAAAGAAGAGUGCUUUCUCUUUAUUGGAAAUUGAAGAUGCUGAUGUUUCACCACCUGAGGAAGCACCUUCAUCAGAGGACGAGAAACCCGCCCCAAAGUCUCAAAAGAAACCAGCUCAGGAAAAGAAAGAACCAGCAGGUAAGAAAGGUAAGAAGGCAAAAAGAAAGAAGGAUGACAGUGAUGAAGACCUUGAAAAGGUACUUGCUGAAUUAGAAAUGGAAUAUGCUGGUGUCAAAAAAGAGCCAACUCCUCCAGCUCCUGAAGACGAAAAACCUCAAGAUGUAGUAGAGGAAAAGACAAAAUCAAAGAAAAAGGGCAAAAAAGAAGAACCUAAAACAGAGCCUGAGAAGGAAAAUGAAGAAAAAGAGGGUGGAAGUGAUAAUGAAAAUGAUAUCACGAUAAAGACAGCUGCACAAAAAAAGAAAGAGAAAAAGGAAAGGGAGAAAUUAAAGAAACAAGAAGCCAAGAAGAAAGAACAAGAAGUUAAAAAAGAUGGUGGUGAAACUAAACCAAAAGCUGAAAAAGUAGAAUCUAAGCCUAUUGAAGAACCAAAAGAUGAAGCCAAAGCCCCUUCAGAAGAAAAGGAUGGAGAGGGUGAUGCACCAACUACUGAAGGAAAGAAGAAGAAAAAAGGUGAGAAGGAUAAAGAUGAUAAAGGCAAGAAAGGUCCAACAAAGAAGACUAUUGCUGCCAUGCAAGAAGCAUUAAAGAAAGUGAAAGAGGAGGAGGAACGCUUGAAGAAGGAAGAAGAGGAAAGACUGAAACAAGAGGAAGAACGAGAGCGUCAGAGAUUAGAAGCAAUUAGGUUAGAAAAGGAAAGAAAAGAGAGGAAAAAGCAGAAAGAAAAGGAGAGAAAAGAAAGACUAAAAGCUGAGGGGAAAUUGCUAACCCCCAAACAGAAAGCAGAGAAAGCAAGGGCGCAAGCUAUGUUGGAGUCUUUGAAGGCGCAGGGCAUUGAAAUUGGAUCAGCCGAAAAGAGACCUCCAAGGCCUGGCACCAGAGUUAAGCCAGGUAGAUUAAAAAGCCAAGUGUCACAAGAUGCCCCUUCAACACCUUCUGAAGAAAAGAAGGUUGAAUUGGGAACAACUGACAAGAAGGAGGAUACUCAAAAACCAGCAGAGAAAAAGGAAUCAGACAAUGAUUCUGUUAAGGAUGCAUGGGAUGCGGAAUCUUCUGAAGAUGAAGCAGAACCACCUAAACUGGAGCCAGAACCUGUACAGGAACAAAAGAAGGUUUCUUCUGAAGAUAAAUCAAAGGAGGCAGCAGAAGAGGAGGAAAGUUCUGAAGAAGAAGAUGAGAGCUCAGAUGAAGACUCAAGUUCUGAAGAAGAUUCUGAGGACGACCAGAUGACUGAUGUGCAAAAGAAACGGGAACUUAUCCUAAAGAGAUUAGAGAAACGCCGCGAAGACAACGAAGCGAACAAAGGCAACAAUCCUCUGCGCGCGGCCGUUGUUUGUGUACUUGGUCACGUAGAUACGGGCAAGACCAAGAUCCUCGACAAGUUGAGACGCACCAACGUACAGGAUGGCGAGGCUGGAGGUAUCACGCAGCAGAUUGGUGCCACUAAUGUUCCUAUUGAGAAUAUUAAGGAACAAACUAAACAUGUCAAAGGGGUGAAUGAGAUUGCCUUCAAGUUGCCUGGUCUGUUGAUCAUUGACACACCCGGUCACGAGUCCUUCAGUAAUUUGAGGAACAGAGGAUCAUCUCUUUGCGAUAUUGCUAUUCUUGUAGUAGACAUAAUGCACGGUCUUGAGCCGCAAACCAUAGAGUCAAUCAAUCUGUUGAAACAGAAAAAGACUCCGUUCAUAGUGGCUCUGAACAAGAUCGAUCGUCUGUACGACUGGCAGAGUGCCCAGCGUAAGGACGUGCGCGAUAUACUCAAGUUGCAACAGCCUAAUACUCAACUGGAGUUCGAGAAACGCAGCAAGGAUGUUAUGCUGCAGUUUGCUGAGCAGGGUCUGAAUGCAGCUCUGUUCUACGAGAACCCGGACCCGCGUUCCUACGUGUCGCUGGUGCCGACGUCGGCGGUGACCGGCGAGGGUAUGGGCAACCUGCUCGCCAUGAUCGUGCAGGCGUGCGAGGGACCAUUGCAUAAACGACUCGUGUUCUCCAACCAACUGCUUGCCACAGUGCUUGAGGUGAAAGCGAUCCCUGGUCUGGGCACGACGAUCGACACGAUCCUGAUCAACGGCACGCUGCACGAGGGCGACACGAUGGUGCUGGCGGGCACGGACGGCCCCAUCGUCACGCAGAUACGUUCCCUGCUCAUGCCGCAGCCCAUGAAGGAGCUGAGAGUGAAGAACGCGUACAUCGAGCACAAAGAAGUGGUUGGAGCGCAGGGGGUGAAGAUCGCAGCCAAGGAGCUGGAGAAAGCCAUCGCUGGUCUCAACCUGCUCGUGGCUCAGAAACCGGACGAAGUCGACGUGCUCAAGGAGGAGGUGGCCCGCGAGCUGAAGUCCGCGCUGUCGUCCAUCAAGCUGUCGGAGCGCGGCGUGUACGUGCAGGCCUCCACGCUCGGCUCGCUCGAGGCCUUGCUCGAGUUCCUGCGCACCAGCAAGAUCCCCUACUCCGCAAUCAGAAUAGGUCCCGUGGUGAAACGUGACGUGAUGAAAGCGUCCGCCAUGUUGGAACACGAUUCGCAGUACGCGACUAUAUUGGCGUUUGAUGUCAAGAUUGAGCGCGACGCCCAAGAGUUGGCGGACCAGCUCGGCGUGAAGAUAUUCGCGGCGGACAUCAUCUACCACCUGUUCGACAAGUUCACCGCCUACCGCGAGGAGCUCAAGCAGCGCAAGCGCGAGGAGUUCAAGCACAUCGCAGUCUUCCCCUGCAAGCUUAAGGUGCUGCCGCAGUUCGUGUUCAACUCCCGUGACCCGAUCGUGGCUGGUGUCAUGGUGGAAGCUGGUAUCGUUAAGGAGGGUACACCAAUUUGUGUGCCCAGCAAAGAGUUUGUGGAACUGGGCCUAGUGACGUCGAUCGAGGUGAACCACAAGCAGGUGGAGACGGCGCGCAAGGGCCAGGAGGUGUGCAUCAAGAUCGAGCCCAUCCCCGGCGAGUCGCCCAAGAUGUUCGGCAGACACUUCGACGAGACUGAUAUGCUAGUCAGCAAGAUAUCCCGUGCCAGUAUCGACGCGUGCAAGGACUACUUCCGCGAUGACCUCAUCAAGACCGAUUGGCAGCUCAUGGUGGAGCUGAAGAAGUUGUUCCAGAUCCUCUAACAGGCUCGCGCGUUUGGAUCUCGCCAAGCUCUCCGCCCUCAUAACCACGUAGAUGUAUUGUCAGAUAUGCUUUGUCUGUUCCAUCUAACAAUAGUUCAUGUCCGUUUAUUGUAUCAUUGAAUCUCAUGAUAUCAGUUUUAUAAACAUUUUUAACUCGAUUAAAACUUAUGCAAUGUGUUGGAUAAUGUCAAUUGAUCGCCGCGUCCGCAUUAGUUUCAAUAUUUGCAACUGCCAUAAUCGUAUAACCUAUUUUAAUUGUACCCAUUUAUGAUAUAAUACAAAGGUAUGUUUUGAAAUACAUUGUAAAUAUAACAUUUUACACAUAUUUAUUUAUUUUAACCGGAGCGUUAUUUUCAAUAUUAUAUUUAGCGAGUGUUUGGUUAUGGACACGAUCAUGAAAAAAUAAAUUUCCGUUAACAAGUUCAUUUGUAAAUACAUAUUCAUAUGAAUUAUUUGCAAUAAUCUUGUAGUUUUGAUGUAAAUAUAUCAGAAUUCCCAUGUUGUGUCGUGUAGCAGUGCAAUAAACGAUCUCGUGUUAUGAGCGUAACUUGCGGCAAUAUCGGUGAUGGUGCUUCUCUCGUUGUCUGAGUUUGGUUCGUUUGAUGUCAGUGUUGGAGGUCAGUGGGGAACUCCCAUAAGCAGGAAAAGGCGUAGGUAGUUAAAAAUAUCGACCUAUUGGACCUCUGAACAAUUCCCUACCCCAUUAUCGUGUUAGAUUCUCUAAUCUUUUGUAUUUUUAUAACUAAACGAACAUACUCCUAGAAUAUCACUAGCCGACCCACCGCUGGUUCCUUGACAUACCGGAAUCCUGUCCCACCUCAAAGCUUGAUGUACUAACAUAUAUUACUGAUUUUGGGAUUAGUGUGUUUCCAAUACCAUGCAGUAGUAGGUCUCUUCACUUGCAAUACGUUGACUGCCAUUCCUUUCGAUCUUAUUGGAUCAUUUAUAUCUUUAAUAUUUAUUAUAAGAUAUAUUAAGACCCGCAUAUCACUACCUACGCCUAAGGGUUAGUGCACAUAGUGGAUUUUUCAAUCAUAAAAACUUUAUGUUUAGGUGAUUUUGUAUGAUUAUCGCGGGUGUGCGCCGACCCUAAUCUGUAAGCUGAGGUCGUCUAUUGUACGGAAUUUGUAUAUUUUUGUUAGAAGCCGCUGGUCUCCCUUCCAUGCUUGGAUCAUAGGGAGUGGACCUUGGAACGCGUGUCCAUUGUCGAUAGCAGCUGGAGGUUGUAUUUUGUAUUACGUAGGUAUUUUCCCUUUUUGAAAUGCUUUGUAUUAUAUAGAUGGAAUCGGACAUAUUCUUAUAUUGAAGAAGUUUUAUUAAAUUAUAGAGUAAUA
Molecule: messenger RNA, 5074 nt
Organism: Manduca sexta (tobacco hornworm)
Lineage: Eukaryota; Metazoa; Arthropoda; Insecta; Lepidoptera; Sphingidae
Gene: eIF5B
Product: eukaryotic translation initiation factor 5B
Exons: 18
Coding region: 204-3740 (1178 amino acids)
Molecular function (GO): translation initiation factor activity; GTPase activity; GTP binding
Source: RefSeq, a predicted model, not a curated record